This is a messenger RNA of Brienomyrus brachyistius, 2786 nucleotides long. RefSeq names its product SET and MYND domain containing 4 (gene smyd4). NCBI's taxonomy places the organism in Eukaryota, Metazoa, Chordata, Actinopteri, Osteoglossiformes, Mormyridae. The transcript has 10 exons. The record is from RefSeq and is a predicted model, not a curated record. The coding region runs from base 170 to 2374 and encodes 734 amino acids. Gene Ontology annotation, molecular function: protein binding.
CCUGGGCACCAUUUCGGCUUUAAUGUAUACGAUUCUAUGAACGUAUGAGCCGAAAUGGCCGACACAUCGCUACAGUUUCCGGACCUACACGGACCGUGACACACUGCAUCGGUUUCGUUCCUAACUCAUUAACGGUGUAUCUACGUUUUGGAUUGCUAGUGCUCGUGAAAUGGACCUGCCGUGUUUUGAGUGGCAAAAGCACGUCGAAAAGAAAUGGGAUGGGUUGUCUACUGCGGAAAAGACGUCCUUUUCCUCUCUGUUAGACGUGGAUGAUAUUUUGUCUUUUGCUCGGUCACAGACUGACCGUGAUGUGACCGUCCUAACGGAUAUCUCUAAGAAGUACCAAAUGCGGAAGGACUCCGAAAGUGCCCCUGGCCUCAGGGAGAAGGGCAAUGAAUAUUUCAGAGCUCGGGACUACACCACGGCCACCAUGUUCUACUCCCAGGGUGUUUGCUGUGCCCCUCCUGGCUCCGAAGAACUCGCGCUGUGCUACGCCAACCGCUCGGCCGCCCUGCUCCACCUGCAUCUCCACCAGGAGUGCCUUCGGGAUAUCGGGAGGGCUUUGGAGCACGGCUACCCCACCCACCUGAAGCAGAAACUUCUGGACAGGAGACAGCAGUGCCUGAAACACCAGAGGGACGACGGCAGCACUAAAGAGGGGGGAUCUGGGAUAGCGUCAGAGUGCGACGGGUCAGGAUCGCUCCCCCACGUAUCCCCUGCAGUGCACCUUCGCUUCAGCCCUGAAAAAGGGCGACACCUGGUGGCCAGGGAAGAUGUGGCAGCCGGAGAGAUUUUGCUGGAGGAAAGGGCAUUUGCCUGUGUCCUGAUCCCAGGAACAGGCAUGAGAUCUGGGGCCCAAAACAGUGCAGUGGAGGAGGAGAACCCGGACGCAUUUGGCACGGAACACCUUCUCUGCCACCAUUGCUUGUCGAGAACCAACAACCCAGUGCCUUGCCCAGGCUGUAGCUACACCCGCUAUUGUGGAGAGGGGUGCCAGCAGGUAGCAUGGCAGAGGCACCACUGUUGGGAGUGUCCUUUUGAGGGGGAGCUGCGCUCCCUGGGGGUGCUGGCCCACCUGGCGCUGAGGGUGGUGUUCAGGACAGGAUUGAAGGAAGUCCAGAAGGUGAGGGAAAUGGCAAGAUGGACUUCAGCGCCACCCGGUGGUCAGGAGACGUCACCGCGCACCUGCCAGGACCCCCCAGAGCUCCAGUUGGAUGGCUCAUACAUGUGCGUCUACUGCCUGCUGCCCCAUGUGUCCGGGCACCCGUCCAGCCUGCGCUUUCUGUGUGCCGUCACCGUGGCAACUCUCUGCCAGAGUCUCAAGGAAGCCGGCGUCCUUCAGAACUUCCUGGGUGAUGAAUGUGACAAACAAUGGGGUGGGGUCUGGUGUCCGGAACUGGGUAUGCUGGGAGCUGCAGUCCUAAGGCACAUGUUCCAGCUGAGAUGUAACAGCCAGGCGGUGACUGUGCUGAGAGACUGUGGUGUGGGCUGCUCCUCCGUAUCCCCUGUGCAGGAGGUGAGAGUCGCUACAGCCAUUUUCCCCACCCUCAGUAUGCUGAACCAUUCCUGCCGUCCCAACAUUGGCACCGUGUUCCGGACAGUGGGGGUCCCUGUGUCCCCCAGGGGACAGCCGGGUGCGGUCUGCGGGGGUGUCAUGGUCACAGCUCGCGCCUCUCGGGAUGUCAUUUCGGGUCAGGAGCUCCUGCACUGUUACGGCCCCCAUUACAGCCGAAUGCCGACCUCGGAGCGGCAGCUCCUCCUGCUGGAGCAGUACUUCUUUCGCUGCUGGUGCGACGCCUGUCGUGAGCACCAGAGGGCGGCGGCAGCCUCGGGUCUGCGAUGUCCCCGUUGUGGAUGCCCCCUGCUGUGUGCCAAGCUGGGCUACCUCUGCCCACGCUCAGGUUGCGAUUUCCAGCUGGCCCAUGGGGAGCUGAGUCGCCGGCUUCAGGGGCUUGAAGAGCUGCUGGACCAGGCGACGCGCCUCAUCGAGACGGACCGGCCAGACCAGGCAGCACAGGAGCUCCAGGUGGCGAUCAGAGAUGCCAGCCGCUUCUUGGAGGAAACCCACCCACUGCAGGGCCAGCUGGCGGACGUGGCAGCGCGGGCGCAGGCCGCCAUGGGCAACUGGAGGCAGGCUGCCACCCAGCUAAGCCGCAGCAUACCUGCCAUCCAAGUCCAGUAUGGAGAUGACAGUGCAGAACUGGGGCGUCAGCUCUUCAAACUGGUCCAGCUGCACUUCAACGGGCAGCAGCCCCCUGAAGCUACCUCUCUCAUCCCCAAAGCCCGCCACAUCCUCUCCCUGCACUGUGACCCUUUGUGUGAGGAGCUACAGGAGCUCAGGGCCAUAGAGGACUGCCUGCAGGGGGCGCAGUGACAUAUACACAUGCAACCGCCUCAUUCCUCCUUCCUUUAAAAGCGUCAUCAUGCUCAUGGCAGCAGCAGUUUUGGGAAUAAACUUUACCCAGGGGACUAUGGGAUUAAAUCCGAUAAGGGAAUCUGGGAGCGACAGCCAAAGGAUGCUUCAUGAACCAAUAGCUGUUUUUUUUUACACCACUAGAUGGUGCUCUCUGUUCAAAAAUUCUUGUUCCAGUUCAUGCUCCAAAGCAAGCCAAGAGCACCAUCUAGUGGGGUCAAAAAAUACAGAAUGUGGUUCAUGAAGCUUCAUUUGGCUGUCGCUAGUGUCAGGGUCAUGCACCAAGGUUUCAGGAAAGAUCCAAUAGACUAGAGUUUAUGUGGUUUUUGCUGCAAGUCAUUAUAUCUGGAAAAUAAAAGGACAUAAAGAUCUA